AGCUAUUCAGCCACGAACAAUUCGUUGCCUUUGCAGUCAGAUCUGGGUAAUGUCACGAUCACUACGCACUUUCAAACAGACCAUAAGGUGCCAAUUCCGCGGCUACAACGCCCGGGAUCGAAGCAGGCGGCCUCUGGAUCCGAUCGACAGCGAGUUAGCCAUGCCUGUGAGCCCUGUCGCCGCCGAAAAUCCAAGUGUGAUGGCCUUCAGCCACCAUGUGGCCGAUGUAGGGACCAAGAAAUUCAUUGCUAUUAUGAAGAUGGGAAACGAGAAAAGCUGAAACGGCAGGUUUGCCUUUUAUAUGUCUCUUCAACUUAGGACUUCGAACUUCACUAUAGCUGGCACACCCAAAAAUCUUUUGACGAAGCGCUCCAUUGGCAAGUGCGCUUGGUCAAUUCAAACUGCCAACACCCACUUCCACGUUCUUGACGUUUGCUGAGUGCUUUAAUGUCAGGAAUGCACGAACAAUGGCUGCUAAGGUAGAGCGGUACGAAAGUCUUCUUUCGGAAUUGCUCCCAAACCAAGAUGCCAACAGACAGCAGGACAUUCGGAAUGCAUUGUCAGAGAGGCGCUUUGCCGAAGAAGACUCUCUCUCUGGCGAGGAUGCAAUUGAAGAUGAGCACUCAGUUUUAGUAUCAACAACAUCUCCGCAACUCCAGAAUUGUGCUCAGCACAACGCUAUCGUAUCAGUGGGAUCGGCUGGGUACCUUGGAAACUCGUCAGUUGUCCAUUGGGUUGAAGAGGUGAUGAUGAAGCUGGCCACAAACAAGCUCGUCUCAAAAUCCCAUGACCUGACGCCCGGAGCUCUUGAUAGUCUCGCCAGUAUGGCUGACGAGCCGAGUCUGAAUGAUAUUGAAUCGCUAUUGGUGCAUGACUGCACCUACUUUGCAAAUGACAUUACCCAGUCCCAGGUCUCUGGUAUUUCUCAGUCAAUUGAUGCUGCCCUCCAGCUACCUCCGAAGUCAACAGCGGAACUGCUAAUCGAUUCCUACUUUUCUACUGUGCACCCCGUUUUCCCGGUUAUUGCGGAAAGGAACUUUAUACCCCAGUAUCUUUCUUACCGCGAAACAACACAGCCUCCUAAUGGAAGUUGUCUGUGGCUGGCAAUUCUCAAUGUGGUCUUCGCUAUCGGCGCGUUGUUCAGCGAGCGUGUUCGGAUGCCCCAUGAGGGUCUAGACCACAUUGUCUACUGGAUAAGAUCCCGCGUUUUGGGCCAAGAACCCAUUCAAAUGAUAAAUCUGCCUACAAUGGAGCAUAUUCAGCUCUUGACAAUCAGCGGGAUGUAUUGUAUUGCUAGCUAUCAGAUAAAUAGGGCUUCAUACUUAAUAGCUUUGGCCGUUAGAUAUGCCUACGGUCAGGCGCUACAUCUGGUUGAUAAUCCCCCAAAUACUUCCGACGAAGAAAGAGAGCUUCGAGUGAAGGUUUGGCAUUCGCUUUGUUCCGCCGAACGAUUGCUAUCUCUCCUAACCGGGCUUCCUUCCUCGAUUCAAGAUCGACAUAUAAGCACACAACUGUCGAGCGCCACAGAUACUUACUAUUCUAAUCCAUCAGCAGCAGAACGCUUUGCCUCGCAAGGAUCGACACUGACAAUUCCCAUGGCGGGUAGCCGGAAGGGUUCAUUGUCGUGUGAUUUCGAUGUCUUUGUUGCCAGUCUUCGCUUGGACUCGAUUGUCAAUGAGGCCCUGGGUGCUCUGUACAGCUCGAGUACGGUAAAUCAAACAUGGGCACGUGUCCAAAAAAUGGUUAUUGAUUUAAACAGCAAACUAAUUCACUGGGAAAAUGACCUUUCUCCUGGUCUCUUGGUCUCACCGAAGCAUGAUAAUAUUGCAGGGGUGCCCUUGGCUCAGCGCAUGUAUCUCUCGCUUAGAUAUUUGAGUGCAAAGAUGCUUAUUAAUAGGCCGGGCCUCUGCGAUAUAUACAAGCUAAAUGCAGCAAUUCCUUCUCAGUCUGAAGCUUCUCGACAAUCAGAUGCAGACGCUGCACUGCGCUGCCUAUCAGCAGCACGAAACCUAGUCCAACUACUACCGGCCCAUGUCGAUGCUGUCGAAUUCUAUCGUGCGACACCUUGGUGGUGUGCCCUUCAUUACCUGAUCCAAGCUGGUGUGGUUUUGAUGACGGAGGUAUCCUUCGAUAUGCAGCAUAUCCCGGCAGAGAAAGAAAAUAUUAUUGCGGAAUCAGCUCUUGUGAUUCGAUGGCUCGAAGCACUUUCGAUUACCAGCGACUCCGCCCAUCGUGCAUCUCUGAGUUUAAAUCGCCUUUUGAAGCUCGCAUUGGAGAAGGCGGGUAAACCCGCUGGCAAUACCCUGCCGUUCUCUCCGGACACGUCAAUUCCCGGAGCAUCGUCGCAGCAGGUGCUCCCUUUUAAUACCCAGGACCCCAAUUUCUUGAGUGGCACCAACUGGGGCCCUGCCUCCCCCUCCUAAACCAUCCACCGCUACAGCGGGGUCUUGUCGUCGGCAAUGAUCGGCAUGAUGAAUUUUAUAGAACCAGUAUUUAUACGGAGAGAUGCAUAAUGCUGAAUACUUCCAUGAGUGACCGAAAGCUUGAACUAAGCAAUUCUAAUCAUCUUUUUAGACACAACAGACUUUUCAUUUUUACUUAUAGCAGAGAAGACUUAAUAUCAAAAUCAG
Coccidioides immitis RS is the source of this 2630-nucleotide messenger RNA. RefSeq lists its product as uncharacterized. Gene Ontology annotation, biological process: DNA-templated transcription. The coding region runs from base 468 to 2423 and encodes 651 amino acids. Gene Ontology annotation, molecular function: zinc ion binding; DNA binding. The record is from RefSeq and is a predicted model, not a curated record. The transcript is spliced from 4 exons. NCBI's taxonomy places the organism in Eukaryota, Fungi, Ascomycota, Eurotiomycetes, Onygenales, Onygenaceae.